Messenger RNA from Cercopithifilaria johnstoni, 507 nucleotides. The record is from the annotation of a GenBank genome assembly. NCBI's taxonomy places the organism in Eukaryota, Metazoa, Nematoda, Chromadorea, Rhabditida, Onchocercidae.
AUGAAUUUGGAUAAACUCGAAUUCGCUCAAGAACAAUCCAGGAACAAAGCUGACGGCUUCGUGACAGACGGAAAGACGCGGUUACCUAAACCGAACGAAUUCCACUACCGAUGUAAUUAUCUUUACAGGGCAGCUAGUCUACUCUGCUCACAAUCAUCUGGCAACAGUGGGCUGGAAACGCUUAGCAAACUUUAUCUUCGUGAAAUGAAAGAAUUGUGUUCAGUUGAAAUGAUACGAUUAGAAAAAGAUUUCGGUCGUACGAUCUGUAAGCGCUGCAAGAAUAUUUUUAUUGCUCGCCUCGAUGGCACCCAGUCGAUUACCGUAAGACUCAAUAAAAAAAAGGAAAUGGUAAGGACAUGUCUCAGCUGUGGGGCUAAAAAGCGUUUCUUGAGAAACAGUAAGUACCUCUCUCGAAAUGAACGAGAUCAACAUCAGACAGAAACUGAAAAGCAACAACAGGAAGUGUCGGCUGAAGAAGUCCAUCAGGCAUUCUUUAGCAGAGAAUAA